Molecule: messenger RNA, 1830 nt
Organism: Candidula unifasciata
Lineage: Eukaryota; Metazoa; Mollusca; Gastropoda; Stylommatophora; Geomitridae
Source: the annotation of a GenBank genome assembly
AUGAACAUUUCUGAUAACAAAAAGAAAGGAGCCAGCAAAACUAAAAAUGUUGAUGGUGGCAAAAAACCAAUUGAGCUGCAGCCACCACCAGCAUUCAUUGAACACAGACAGAAACUAUGGGACAAGUUGGUAAAGGAAAAACAAGAUUGGUUGGCAUCUCAGCAACCUUUUCCAAUCAAAAUUGUUUUACCGGACGGGUCUCAAAAAGAUGGGCAAGCUUGGAAAACUACCCCAUAUGAUAUUGCAGUUGGAAUCAGCCAAGGGCUAGCAGACAACACUGUAGUGGCCAAAGUAAAUGGUGAACUCUGGGACUUAGACCGACCUUUUGAGAAGGAUUCAUCUCUACAGCUGUUGAAAUUUGAAGAUCCAGAAGGUCAAUAUGUAUUUUGGCAUUCUAGUGCACACAUGCUGGGGGAAGCAAUGGAGCGCAAUACUGGCGGCCACCUUUGCUACGGCCCUCCGAUUGAAGACGGCUUUUAUUAUGACAUGUGGUGUCAAGAACCCAUCUCAAGCUCUGUUUUCCCAGAUUUGGAAACAAUAGUCAAAAAUAUAGCCAAGGAAAAACAACCAUUCGAGAGACUGGAGAUGACUAAGGAGGAUCUCCUGAAGAUGUUUGAGUACAAUGAGUUCAAGAAGAGAAUAAUCAAUGAAAAAGUUACCACUCCAACGACCACCGUUUACAGGUGUGGUACACUUAUUGACCUUUGUCGGGGCCCACAUGUACGCCACACCGGGAAAGUUAAAGCUUUAGCUGUGACAAAGAAUUCCUCAACUUAUUGGGAAGGAAAUUCAGAGGCAGAAAGUUUGCAAAGGCUGUAUGGUAUAUCAUUUCCAGAACCUAAACAGCUGAAAGAGUGGAAGCACUUGCAAGAAGAGGCAGCAAAAAGAGACCAUCGCAAAAUUGGAAAAGAACAAGAUCUGUUCUUCUUUCAUGAACUGAGUCCUGGAAGCUGUUUUUUCUUGCCAAGAGGCGCUCAUAUCUAUAAUACUCUGAUUGACUUCAUACGGACUGUAUACUGGGAGAGAGGUUUUACUGAAGUUGUCUCUCCAAACAUUUACAACAGCAAGUUGUGGGAGAUAUCUGGCCACUGGCAACAUUAUGCAGAAAAUAUGUUCUCGUUUGACUGUGAAAAGGAAACAUAUGCUCUGAAGCCAAUGAAUUGUCCUGGUCAUUGCUUGAUGUUUGAUCAUGGUGCUAGAUCUUGGAGGGAGUUGCCUCUAAGACUAGCUGACUUUGGAGUGUUGCACCGCAAUGAACUGUCAGGAGCCCUGUCUGGUCUAACACGUGUGAGAAGAUUCCAACAAGAUGAUGCCCACAUCUUCUGCCGAAAGGAUCAGAUCAAGGAUGAAAUCAACAGCUGUUUGGAUUUCUUGAAGUUUGUCUAUGGGACUUUUAACUUCACAUUCAACCUCAAGUUGUCCACCAGACCUGAGAAGUUUCUGGGAGACAAAGCUGUGUGGGAUCAGGCUGAGAAGCAACUGGAAGAGAGCUUGAACAAUUUUGGCCACAAGUGGGAAUUAAACCCAGGAGAUGGUGCUUUCUAUGGACCAAAGAUAGAUAUUACUAUCAGUGAUGCUUUGAAAAGGAGCCAUCAGUGUGCCACCAUUCAGCUGGACUUCCAACUGCCAGAAAGAUUCAACUUGUCUUACAUAAAUGAACAUCAGGAAAAGGAGAGACCUGUCAUCAUUCACCGUGCAGUGUUGGGCUCAGUUGAGAGGAUGAUCGCCAUUCUGUGUGAGAACUUUGGAGGGAAAUGGCCUUUUUGGCUGUCACCAAGACAGUCAAUUGUGAUUACUGUAGCACCAGCUUUUGAUGAUUAUGCCCAAGAA